Durio zibethinus is the source of this 1844-nucleotide messenger RNA. RefSeq names its product shaggy-related protein kinase zeta. Gene Ontology annotation, molecular function: protein serine/threonine kinase activity; ATP binding. Lineage: Eukaryota; Viridiplantae; Streptophyta; Magnoliopsida; Malvales; Malvaceae. Gene Ontology annotation, biological process: cell differentiation; peptidyl-threonine phosphorylation; brassinosteroid mediated signaling pathway. Gene Ontology annotation, cellular component: cytoplasm; nucleus. The record is from RefSeq and is a predicted model, not a curated record.
GUUAUCCGUACUCUCUAAGUGGAGUAACGACAUUUCAGGCAAAGGAGAGAGAAAUUAGAUUAGACAGAUUAUUGAUUUAUUUUCAUUUUUAAAAUAUAAAAAAUAACAAAUUAAAAAAAAAAUACAGAAGAGAGCGGAACCUGGGGCCUCAGCUUCAACAAAAACAACCAUCAGCAGACAAUGACUCUCUGAAAUACGCGUUCCGAUAAGGAAAUGUCUGCACCAGUUAUUGAGGGCAACGAUCAAGUCACAGGCCACAUCAUUUCCACCACUAUCGGAGGCAAAAAUGGUGAACCAAAAGAGACCAUCAGUUACAUGGCAGAACGGGUUGUUGGCACCGGGUCAUUUGGAAUUGUUUUUCAGGCAAAAUGCUUGGAAACUGGUGGGAGCGUGGCAAUAAAGAAAGUCUUGCAAGACAGGCGGUAUAAAAACCGUGAACUGCAAUUGAUGCGCUUAAUGGAUCAUCCAAAUGUAGUGUCUCUGAAGCACUGUUUUUUCUCCACCUCAAGUAAAGAUGAGCUUUUUCUAAAUUUGGUUAUGGAGUAUGUUCCUGAGACUCUGUACGGGUGUCUCAAGCACUACAGCAGUGUGAACCAGAAAAUCCCCCUCAUCUAUGUGAAACUCUACACAUAUCAAAUUUUUAGAGGGCUGGCAUAUAUACAUGCUGUUCCAGGGGUUUGCCAUAGAGAUGUGAAGCCUCAAAAUCUUUUGGUUGAUCCUCUUACCCACCAGGUUAAGCUUUGUGAUUUUGGAAGUGCAAAAGUCUUGGUGAAGGGUGAAGCAAACAUAUCGUAUAUAUGUUCUCGUUACUAUCGAGCUCCGGAACUCAUAUUUGGUGCUACAGAAUACACGAUGUCAAUUGAUAUAUGGUCUGCUGGUUGUGUGCUUGCCGAGCUUCUUUUGGGCCAGCCUUUGUUUCCAGGAGAAAAUGCGGUUGGCCAACUUGUAGAGAUUAUCAAGGUUCUUGGUACGCCAACACGAGAGGAAAUUCGAUGCAUGAAUCCCAACUAUACAGAUUUCAGAUUCCCUCAGAUCAAAGCCCACCCCUGGCAUAAGGUUUUCCACAAGCGUAUGCCUCCCGAAGCAAUUGACCUUGCAUCACGCCUUCUUCAAUAUUCACCGAGUCUUCGAUGUACUGCACUAGAAGCAUUAGCUCAUCCUUUCUUUGAUGAGCUCCGUGAACCUAAUGCUCGCCUUCAGAAUGGCCACCCUUUACCCCCACUUUUCAACUUUAAACAAGAAUUAGCUGGAGCUUCCCCUGAGCUAAUUAACCGGCUGAUACCUGAGCAUGUGAGGCAGCAGGUAGGUCUUGUUUUUCCACAUCCAGCUGGUACGUAAAUAAUUAAAUGCGAUACAAGGAACCAACUCUUCUAUUAGCGGAUGGAUUCAAAGCAAAGGAUGGACCUCCUGGUCAUUAAGCCAAGCUUUUGCCCUAUUCAGUGGAUUUCUUGCCCCACAAAGGUGCAUGCAGAUACUGCCUUUCCUGGCUCAACAUGGAAGUUGGCGAUAUCUGUCUACUACGUAAUUUUAGCUAUAACAUACUUUGUUCCCUUGCUUUUGUACAUUGUUUUGAUCGGUAAAAUCCAAGAAGCUAGGAGUAUAAAAAGGUGAUGGAAUCCAUGUCAAGCUCGGUAAAGGGCUUUAAAUAGCCCAGCAGAAGCUGAAGGUAGUUCGGCUGGCUUCUUAAACAUCCUGCCAUUUAUUUUUUCAUUUGCGGCAUGUGAACAUAAGCUAGGUUUCAUCAAUACAAGUCAUCUUUUCUUUUUUCCAUUGUCGAGUUACUUUGGCAUUUGCAUAGUUUUAAGUUUUGCUUGGAACCUUAUAAAUGGCAUUACGAACUUAUA